Messenger RNA from Mustela lutreola (European mink), 14374 nucleotides. It is a transcript of the gene CACNA1C, whose product is annotated as calcium voltage-gated channel subunit alpha1 C. Lineage: Eukaryota; Metazoa; Chordata; Mammalia; Carnivora; Mustelidae. Gene Ontology annotation, molecular function: high voltage-gated calcium channel activity. Bases 371 to 7042 code for a protein of 2223 amino acids. Gene Ontology annotation, cellular component: membrane; voltage-gated calcium channel complex. Gene Ontology annotation, biological process: calcium ion import across plasma membrane. The record is from RefSeq and is a predicted model, not a curated record. The transcript has 49 exons.
GGAGGUGAUGAGCUGACAGGCUGACAGAAACCAUUAACUUCACAUUUCAAUCCCAGUUUUCCUGUAAAAGCCACUGGGUGAGAUGCCCAUCCUUCUGGAGGCAGUGAGUACGGCAAGCAAGGAAGAAAAAAACUUGGUUGAAAAGAACCCAAAAAGAAGGUGUGGUUUUUCGAAUUCUGAGUCUGAAAAAGUAAUCACAGUGACCUGAAUUUGCAGCGAUGGGGACCUGCCACGUGGACCUGUGGAACGCUGAAAUGUUCCUCUGGGAAUGACCUCUGGGCUUUAAGAAAUUACAAGGAGAAAAGCUCGUGGAGAGGAUAUUUAUUUACUUGAAAACAGUGACCUAUUAGUACACAUCUGGAAGUUCAGCAUGCUUCGAGCCUUCGGCCAGCCCACUGCGCCCCCAUACCAGCCGCUUCCCAGUCACCCCAACACUGGAGCAGAGGUGAAAUUUAAGGGCACUCUGGUGCAUGAAGCUCAACUCAAUUGCUUCUACAUCCCACCUGGAGGUUCCAACUAUGGGAGCCCGCGCCCAGCUCACGCCAACAUGAAUGCCAAUGCUGCUGCGGGGCUCGCCCCUGAGCACAUCCCUACGCCGGGGGCCGCCUUGUCCUGGCAGGCAGCCAUUGAUGCGGCCCGGCAGGCCAAGCUGAUGGGCAGCGCCGGCAACGCGACCAUCUCCACGGUCAGCUCCACGCAGCGGAAGCGGCAGCAGUAUGGGAAGCCCAAGAAGCAGGGCAGCACGACGGCCACGCGCCCACCCCGCGCCCUGCUCUGCCUGACUCUGAAGAACCCCAUCAGGAGGGCGUGCAUCAGCAUCGUCGAAUGGAAACCAUUUGAAAUAAUUAUUUUACUGACUAUUUUUGCCAAUUGUGUGGCCUUAGCGAUCUAUAUUCCCUUUCCAGAAGACGACUCCAACGCCACCAAUUCUAACCUGGAACGAGUGGAAUAUCUCUUUCUCAUAAUUUUUACUGUGGAAGCAUUUUUAAAAGUAAUAGCCUAUGGACUUCUCUUUCACCCCAACGCUUACCUCCGCAAUGGUUGGAAUUUACUAGAUUUUAUAAUUGUGGUUGUAGGGCUUUUUAGUGCAAUUUUAGAACAAGCAACCAAAGCCGAUGGGGCAAACGCUCUGGGAGGGAAAGGAGCUGGAUUUGACGUGAAGGCACUGAGGGCAUUCCGCGUGCUGCGCCCAUUGCGCCUGGUGUCUGGAGUCCCAAGCCUCCAGGUGGUUCUGAAUUCCAUUAUCAAGGCUAUGGUGCCCCUGCUGCAUAUUGCCCUGUUAGUGCUGUUUGUCAUCAUCAUCUACGCCAUCAUCGGCCUGGAGCUCUUCAUGGGGAAAAUGCAUAAGACCUGCUACAACCAGGAGGGCAUAGCAGAUGUUCCAGCAGAAGAUGAUCCUUCCCCUUGUGCUCUGGAGACAGGCCAUGGGCGGCAGUGUCAGAACGGCACUGUGUGCAAGCCCGGGUGGGACGGGCCCAAGCACGGCAUCACCAACUUCGACAAUUUUGCCUUCGCCAUGUUGACAGUGUUCCAGUGCAUCACCAUGGAGGGCUGGACAGAUGUGCUGUACUGGGUCAAUGAUGCCGUAGGAAGGGACUGGCCCUGGAUCUAUUUUGUUACACUAAUCAUCAUAGGGUCAUUUUUUGUACUUAACUUGGUUCUCGGUGUUCUUAGCGGAGAGUUUUCCAAAGAGAGAGAGAAGGCCAAAGCUCGAGGAGAUUUCCAGAAGCUUCGAGAGAAGCAGCAGCUAGAAGAGGACCUGAAGGGCUACCUGGACUGGAUCACCCAGGCAGAGGAUAUUGACCCCGAGAAUGAGGAUGAAGGCAUGGAUGAAGAAAAGCCCCGAAACAGAGGCACUCCAGCGGGCUUGCUUGAUCAGAAGAAAGGGAAGUUUGCUUGGUUUAGUCACUCCACAGAAACCCAUGUGAGCAUGCCCACAAGCGAGACCGAGUCUGUCAACACUGAAAACGUGGCUGGAGGUGACAUCGAGGGAGAGAACUGCGGGGCCAGGCUGGCCCACCGGAUUUCCAAAUCAAAGUUCAGCCGCUACUGGCGCCGGUGGAAUCGGUUCUGUAGAAGAAAGUGUCGUGCUGCAGUCAAGUCUAAUGUCUUCUACUGGCUUGUGAUCUUCCUUGUGUUCCUCAACACACUCACCAUUGCCUCAGAACACUACAACCAGCCCCACUGGCUCACGGAGGUCCAAGACACGGCCAACAAGGCACUGCUGGCCCUUUUCACUGCAGAGAUGCUGCUGAAGAUGUACAGCCUGGGCCUGCAGGCCUACUUUGUGUCCCUCUUCAACCGUUUCGACUGCUUCAUUGUGUGUGGGGGCAUCCUGGAGACCAUCCUGGUAGAGACCAAGAUCAUGUCUCCCUUGGGCAUCUCUGUGCUGAGAUGUGUCCGGCUACUGCGGAUAUUUAAAAUCACAAGGUACUGGAACUCCUUAAGCAACCUGGUGGCAUCCUUGCUGAAUUCUGUACGCUCCAUUGCCUCUCUGCUGCUGCUCCUCUUCCUCUUCAUCAUCAUCUUCUCCCUCCUGGGGAUGCAGCUCUUUGGAGGAAAGUUCAACUUUGAUGAAAUGCAGACCCGGAGGAGCACAUUUGAUAACUUUCCCCAGUCCCUUCUCACCGUGUUUCAGAUCCUGACCGGGGAGGACUGGAAUUCGGUGAUGUAUGAUGGGAUCAUGGCUUAUGGCGGCCCCUCUUUUCCAGGGAUGUUAGUCUGUAUUUACUUCAUCAUCCUCUUCAUCUGUGGAAACUAUAUCCUACUGAAUGUGUUCUUGGCCAUUGCUGUGGACAACCUGGCGGAUGCUGAGAGCCUCACGUCUGCCCAAAAGGAGGAGGAAGAAGAGAAGGAGAGAAAGAAGCUGGCCAGGACUGCCAGCCCAGAGAAGAAACAAGAGGUGGUGGAGAAGCCAGCAGUGGAAGAGACCAAGGAGGAGAAAAUUGAACUGAAAUCUAUUACUGCUGAUGGAGAGUCCCCACCCACCACCAAGAUCAACAUGGAUGACCUCCAGCCCAAUGAAAAUGAGGAUAAGAGUCCCUACCCCAACCCAGAAAAUACAGGAGAAGAGGAUGAGGAGGAGCCUGAGAUGCCUGUGGGCCCCCGCCCCCGCCCACUCUCGGAGCUGCACCUGAAGGAAAAGGCAGUGCCCAUGCCAGAAGCCAGUGCAUUUUUCAUCUUCAGCCCCAACAACAGAUUUCGCCUCCAGUGUCACCGCAUUGUCAAUGACACGAUCUUCACCAACCUGAUCCUCUUCUUCAUUCUGCUCAGCAGCAUUUCCCUGGCGGCUGAGGACCCCGUCCAGCACACCUCCUUCAGGAACCAUAUUCUGUUUUAUUUUGACAUUGUUUUCACUACCAUUUUCACCAUUGAAAUUGCUCUGAAGAUGACUGCUUAUGGGGCUUUCCUACACAAGGGCUCUUUUUGCCGAAACUACUUCAACAUCUUGGACCUGCUGGUGGUCAGCGUGUCCCUCAUUUCCUUUGGGAUCCAGUCCAGUGCAAUCAAUGUGGUGAAGAUCUUGCGAGUCCUGAGAGUCCUCAGGCCCCUGAGGGCCAUCAACAGGGCCAAGGGGCUAAAGCACGUGGUUCAGUGCGUGUUCGUUGCUAUCCGGACCAUCGGGAACAUUGUGAUUGUCACCACGCUGCUUCAGUUCAUGUUCGCCUGCAUCGGUGUGCAGCUUUUCAAGGGAAAGCUCUACACCUGCUCAGAUAGUUCCAAACAGACUGAGGCAGAAUGCAAGGGUAACUACAUCACAUACAAAGAUGGGGAGGUCGAUCACCCUAUCAUCCAACCCCGCAGCUGGGAGAACAGCAAGUUUGACUUUGACAACGUUCUGGCAGCCAUGAUGGCCCUCUUUACUGUCUCUACCUUUGAGGGAUGGCCAGAGCUGCUGUACCGCUCCAUCGACUCCCACACAGAAGACAAGGGCCCCAUCUACAACUACCGUGUGGAGAUCUCCAUCUUUUUCAUCAUCUACAUCAUCAUCAUUGCCUUCUUCAUGAUGAACAUCUUCGUGGGUUUCGUCAUCGUCACCUUCCAGGAGCAGGGGGAGCAGGAAUACAAGAACUGUGAGCUGGACAAGAACCAGCGACAAUGCGUGGAAUAUGCCCUCAAGGCCCGGCCCCUGCGGAGGUAUAUCCCCAAGAACCAGCACCAGUACAAAGUGUGGUACGUGGUCAACUCCACCUACUUUGAAUACCUGAUGUUCGUCCUCAUCCUUCUCAACACCAUCUGCUUGGCCAUGCAGCACUAUGGCCAGAGCUGCCUCUUCAAAAUUGCCAUGAACAUCCUCAACAUGCUCUUCACUGGCCUCUUCACCGUGGAGAUGAUUCUGAAGCUCAUUGCCUUCAAACCCAAGGGUUACUUUAGUGAUCCCUGGAAUGUUUUUGACUUCCUCAUCGUAAUUGGCAGCAUAAUUGACGUCAUUCUCAGUGAAACUAAUCACUAUUUCUGUGAUGCAUGGAAUACAUUUGACGCCUUGAUUGUUGUGGGUAGCAUUGUUGAUAUAGCAAUCACCGAGGUAAACCCAGCUGAACAUACCCAAUGCUCUCCCUUUAUGAACGCAGAGGAGAACUCCCGCAUCUCCAUCACCUUCUUCCGCCUCUUCCGGGUCAUGCGCCUGGUCAAACUGCUGAGCCGAGGGGAGGGCAUCCGGACCUUGCUGUGGACCUUCAUCAAGUCCUUCCAGGCCCUGCCCUAUGUGGCUCUUCUGAUAGUGAUGCUGUUCUUCAUCUACGCAGUGAUCGGGAUGCAGGUGUUUGGGAAAAUUGCCCUGAAUGACACCACAGAGAUCAACCGGAACAACAACUUCCAGACCUUUCCCCAAGCUGUGCUGCUUCUCUUCAGGUGUGCCACAGGGGAGGCAUGGCAGGAUAUCAUGCUGGCCUGCAUGCCAGGAAAGAAGUGUGCCCCCGAGUCGGAGCCCGGCAACAGCACAGAAGGUGAAACUCCCUGUGGCAGCAGCUUCGCGGUCUUCUACUUCAUCAGCUUCUACAUGCUCUGUGCCUUCCUGAUCAUCAACCUCUUUGUAGCUGUCAUCAUGGACAACUUUGACUACCUGACAAGGGACUGGUCAAUUCUUGGUCCCCAUCAUCUGGAUGAAUUUAAAAGAAUCUGGGCAGAGUAUGAUCCUGAAGCCAAGGGUCGGAUCAAACACCUGGAUGUGGUGACCCUGCUCAGGCGGAUUCAGCCCCCACUGGGUUUUGGGAAGCUAUGCCCUCACCGCGUGGCUUGCAAACGCCUGGUCUCCAUGAACAUGCCUCUGAACAGUGAUGGGACAGUCAUGUUCAAUGCUACCCUGUUUGCCCUGGUCCGGACAGCCCUGCGGAUUAAAACAGAAGGGAACCUAGAACAAGCCAAUGAGGAACUGCGGGCCAUAAUCAAGAAGAUCUGGAAGCGGACCAGCAUGAAGCUGCUGGACCAAGUGGUGCCCCCAGCGGGUGAUGAUGAGGUCACAGUUGGCAAGUUUUAUGCUACUUUCCUGAUCCAAGAGUACUUCCGGAAAUUCAAGAAGCGCAAAGAGCAGGGCCUGGUGGGCAAACCCUCCCAGAGGAACGCCCUAUCCCUGCAGGCUGGCUUGCGCACGCUGCAUGACAUCGGGCCUGAGAUCCGACGGGCCAUUUCUGGAGAUCUGACGGCUGAGGAGGAGUUGGACAAGGCCAUGAAGGAGGCUGUGUCUGCUGCCUCUGAAGAUGACAUCUUCCGGAGGGCCGGUGGCCUGUUCGGCAACCACGUCAGCUACUACCAAAGUGACGGCCGGAGCGCCUUCCCCCAGACCUUCACCACCCAGCGCCCACUGCACAUCAACAAGGCGGCUAACAGCCAAGGCGACACCGAGUCGCCAUCCCACGAGAAACUGGUGGACUCCACUUUCACCCCCAGCAGCUACUCAUCCACUGGCUCCAACGCCAACAUCAACAAUGCCAACAACACUGCCCUGGGCCGCUUCCCCCGCCCCGCUGGCUACCCCAGCGCAGUCAGCACCGUGGAGGGCCACGGGCCCCCCUUGUCUCCUGCCGUCCGGGUACAGGAGGCCGCAUGGAAGCUCAGCUCCAAGAGGUGCCACUCCCGGGAGAGCCAGAUCGCCAUGGUGUGUCAGGAGGAGGUCUCUCAGGACGAGACCUAUGAGGUGAAGCUGAGCGAGGACACAGAGUACUGCAGCGAGCCCAACCUGAUCUCUACAGAGCUGCUCUCCUAUCAGGAUGAUGAAAACCGGCAAUUAACACCGCCUGAGGAGGACAAGAGAGACAUCCGGCAAUCUCCAAAGAGGGGUUUCCUCCGCUCUGCCUCACUAGGUCGAAGGGCCUCCUUCCACCUGGAAUGUCUAAAGCGACAGAAGAAUCAAGGCGGAGACAUCUCUCAGAAGACAGUCCUGCCCUUGCAUCUGGUUCAUCAUCAGGCAUUGGCAGUGGCGGGCCUGAGCCCCCUCCUCCAGAGAAGCCAUUCACCGAGCACGUUCCCCAGGCCGUGCGCCACGCCCCCAGCCACACCCGGCAGUCAAGGCUGGCCCCCGCAGCCCAUCCCCACCCUGCGGCUGGAGGGGGCCGAGUCCAGCGAGAAACUCAACAGCAGCUUCCCGACCAUCCACUGCAGCUCCUGGUCCGGGGAGCCCGCGCCCUGCGGUGGGGGCAGCAGCGCCCUGCGGAGAGCCCGGCCGGUGUCCCUCACUGUGCCCAGCCAGGCUGGGGCCCGGGGCCGGCCGUUCUACGGCAGUGCCAGCAGCCUGGUGGGAGCGGUCUUGAUUUCAGAAGGACUGGGGCAGUUUGCUCAAGAUCCCAAGUUUAUCGAGGUCACAACCCAGGAGCUGGCUGACGCAUGUGACAUGACCAUAGAGGAGAUGGAGAACGCCGCUGACAACAUCCUCAGUGGGGGCGCCCAGCAGAGCCCCAACGGCACCCUACUACCUUUUGUUAACUGCAGGGACCCAGGGCAGGACAGAGCGGGGGGCCAAGAGGGCGAGAGCUGCACUGGGGCUCGGGCGUGUCGGAAGAGCGAGGAGGAGCGCCAGGACAGCAGAGCCCACGCCGGCAGCCUGUAGUUGCUCGGGCUGGGGAGACGCUGGGUUUUUUAUUUGUUUCAAUGUUCCUAAUGGGUUCGUUUCAGAAGUGCCUCACUGUUCUCGUGACCUGGAGUUAACCGGAACAGCGUCUUCAUUCAUUUCGUUGGGACAAGACGCAGAGUUGGGUGGUGUGCAGAGUCUGUUUUCCGGGGGGAAAGAAGGCAGCAACCCCAGUUAGUGUUGUGUCCACAGAGGUAGAGUGGUGAGGAGGAGUGGAAGGAUCAGGGAGAGAGAGAAAGAGAAGAGACGCCUGCCCUCCCCUCCGGGCAUGAAGGAGAACCUCAGCUUCCUGCGGUAGCCCUCACCAAAAGGACCCUAUGUCAAACGGGUGUCUUUCAACUUUGCUUGUAAAAAAAAAAAAAAAAAUCAUUUUGCACAUAUUCUGUAUGAGCCUCACUGUCUCCAUAGAGCCAGGGCCCUGUGGAUUUGCAGAAGGAAGAAGGGUGUGACUUCAGCGAGGACCCAGCAGCAUCCUGGAAAGUGAAGAGUGAAGCAAGAGGCGGCGGCAGGAGUUCAGGAACCCCAACGGGGAGAGGAGUGCCACCGGCGGGUGGCAGCCUCAAGGCCAAGGCUCAGUGGCCACCGCCUCCCCCCACCCACCCGUCUGUGUCAGUAUCCCGGUACCUGCACAGGCCCACCGAGCUCCAGACCUGCGGCUAGGCCUACUUCGGGCGAGGGUGCGCUGGCACUGCCUGCCAGGGAAGGAGCAGCCCGCCCUUGACUAGACGAGGUGGUGCUGAGCUUCUGUUGAGCGCUCUUUUGUUUUGCGGUUUGACGUUUUUCUUGAUAGCAUGUUGCAGUUUUGGUUUUUUGUUUUUGGGAGGGGUUUGUUUGUUUGUUUUGGUUUCAUUUUAAUUUUGUUUUCCCAGGGGGAGGGGAGGAAGAAGUGUUUAAAAAGCUUUGUAGCCACCCACCUUACUGUUUUCACCUUUGCAACUGUAAAUCAGGUUUGGUUUUACUGAUUAUUUAAACGGUUGUGGUUUUCUUUUCCUAUGGUAGGUUCAGUGGAGGUGCCGUAGACAAGUUUUACCAGCCAUUGUGUUAUGCGCAAUAAUGUGUUAUAAUUUCCGUAGGUAGUAACAAAAAUUUUUUUGGUUUGGUUUUAUAAUUUAAAGGUAAUGCACUUGAUAUGGUCUUGCACAUAUGGGUGAUUGAGUUGGGUUCUUUUUAAUGUGGGGUGUAUUUCCGGGUGCCAGAGAGAGGAAGCUUGGAUGAGAGAGUCUGAGUGUGUGUGUUUGUGUGUGUGUGGUGGGUUGUCUGGGCACCUGUCAUCUGUGUGUAUGUACACCUACACAGUACGCCCAUGCAUGAAUGAGUGUGUAGCUCCCCCUUUCUGGUCUAACUGUGGGGAGAUCUGAAUCUGGGGCCAUUUGAAAGCAAAAACAAACCACUGUCUCUGCUUCUGAAAUGGGAAUCAGUAACUCUUUGCAUUUUCUGUCCCACAAGAUAUGCAAAAACAAUGCAAUAAUAUUCAUUUUAAAAAUACAAUUGUGCGUUGUGUUGGCAUUAAAACUGUAUUUUAAAAAAAACACACACAGAGAAAUUUAAGGGAAAAACUCAAGAAGGCGUUUUGCUUCGAUAUAUUCCGUGUAAUGUUUUAUUGCAUUGAUAAUGUUUCUGUUGAAGAAACUGUUAUACUUGAAUUCAGGUCAGUUUCAGUAUUUUACAAAUAUUUUUUUUAAAACUGAAUUGCAAUUGUGCCAAGCGAAUAUAAUGAAUUGAAUUAAGUUUGUUUUUGAAUUCACUUCUUGUAUAUUUUGCUGCAUGUAAGUAAAUCAUUUUGUAUUUGGAGUGUAUUUGGACAAGCUUUACCCUUGAACUCUGAAGUGCUUUUCUAUAUGUGGUUGGGGGAAAGGGAACGGAUAUUCUUUUAAUUUGUACAAUGAGCAAAAGCAUCACCAGUGUAAAUCAUUAUUCUGCGAUCCACAAACAGGUUUGGACAUUAUUGUUUUGCAUAUCUUGUGUUCGCUUCUGUUUCCCUCCAUUUUUCCAAAACUAUAUGAUAAGUAUAUUCAUACUACGCCUUGCUUUGAGAGACCAGGACAUGUCUUAUUCCUGUCUUCAUUCUAUCCACUCUGCUCCAGUUCUCUGAUUUGGACUUUGUCUAGGGGCAGUCCUGCACCAUGAGCAUCAACAUCCCCCACAGGACAGGUGGCUGGCUUUUCUGUCCACUUCCACAAACUUUCCUCAGUGGUUUCCUCAGAAAAGCAUACACUGACUGAGAGGAUGGAACUAGAGUCGGGCUGCCUAGAGGGCAGGGAACCCUCCUUCUGGCAAGUGCUCUACCCAAGCUCAGACAGCAGGGGCCAGAGAACAGCCACCAGGUAAAACCUUUGUCCAUCCAAAAGUCAGCUCUGUCUUACUUCCUCUUUUCCUGGCUCUGAAGCAGGAUUUCCUCCAGAUCUAUCCUAAUGUGUGUGGCAGCCAUGGAGGGGACCAGGACCAGGGAGGAUCCAUUAGAGGGUCACAGUGAUAGUGGAACUAGAGACUCUGUGGGAGCAUCUCUUAUACCUGGUUACAUUUGCCUAGAACAUCAGCUUAUCAGUGCUGUUUCCUUCAGAUAGAUUCAACAGUGAUGGUUGAAAAGGAAGUCAUUUGGGGAAAACAGACCCAAACAUUCAUCCAGGAUUUAACCAGAAUUUAACCAGACUGGAAUGUCUUCCAUUCCCGGUGCACUCUCAGCCCUUAUGUGAGCAACCUAGGAAUUAAAAGUUGGGGAAAGUCUAUUCCCCAGUGAAGGCGAGUCUCACUUUCAAGGACUGAUCCAUAAAAAAGUGGAGAAACAUGCCAGAUACUCCCAGGUUAACUUACUACAAUCGAGAAGCAGGAGGGUUUCUUCCUGUUUCUCCAAGCCCAACCCAUCCAAACCUUCCUAGUUUCUUUUCAGUGCCAUGAAGGCAUUCUAGAGUAUCCUCUGUCCAGUUUCCCAAGAUGUGUACUAGUGUGCUGCUAAGAUUUUAGUUGUGAUGGAGAGGGGAGCCCUUUUGGAUUGAUUAUCUAGUUCUUGCUGUACAUUUGGUCCCUGGAUAGGAAUUUGGACUCUUAACUGACCACACACACACACCCAACACACUCACACACCCACUCAAUCUUCAUGCUGCUUUCUUUUUCCUUUUGGGCUUGUCUUCUGCAUCACCAGAUCUCAUUGGCCAGUGGCAUGGGCAACCCCUAGAGCCCUGCCUGUGUGUGGCCCCUUGCCCUUCACCACUCACAUUUACAGGGUCCCUACUUCUUCCUAGCCAGCUCUGUCAGAAGACCGGCUAGCCUUGCACCCUACACGGACAAUGUCAGCAGUGACAGGAGCACCUGGCCCCAUGCGACUGGGAAGGAAAGGAGUUUCAGACGGAGGUUCCCCGUGUAGGGUGAUGGGUAUUUCUGGCCUGACCUCAUGACUGACUGGAAGAGGACUGACAUAGGAGACCUGUCAUCAUGCAGACUGGUAAAAUCCAUCAUGAAAUCAUGAACCUCCUCCGCCGUGUACUAAGUGACGUCUACCCCCCAUCUAGAGCAGAACUUUGCCCAUGACUGUCAAAUCUUCUGAGAACCCUUGAGUGGCAAGAGAAAGCAGCCAAUGGCUGAGGACCAACAGGACUUGAAGAAAUGCUGUGUAAGUUCUGGGGGUUGAUAAACAUGGUAUUUAUCUAUCCUCUGAAUGGCCCAGACUCUUCUAUUUCCAAACUUUGGCUUUCUAAUAACUAGUGACAUGCCUGGCUAUUUUAAGCAGAGAGAUUCUCAGUUGUCUUCUUUCUGCCUGUUUCUAGAAGUUUCUUUUUGGUCUUGAGGCAAAAAGAGGAGAAUUUUUUCCUAUAUUUUGCUUGUUUCGUGAAUUUUUCUCUGCUCUGCUUUAGAGGCUAUUAUAGUCCCCCUGCCCCAAACUUUCUGACUCUGACUAGGAGGUCCAAGGACAAAGGAACAAGGCUUCCUUACCAUCUUGAUCCUGUGACCCUUCUUCCAAACCUCAGGAGCUUGUCUAGAGUGAAUUAUUGGUUUCUCACAGCCAUUUUCCUUCCAGAACAUCUCCUGAUCAUUCAGCUAUAUAUAGUAAGGCAAACACAGGAGAAGGAUACUUUCCAAUGCCUGAGAAAUAAGAAAACCCUGAAAAUGAAGAGUCUGGAAGUCAUCAAAAGGGUUUCAUCUUUCCUAAAGGUCAAGACAUGUAACAAGAAGCUAGUUUAGCCAUUCAGAAUAACCCUGGUAGUCACAUUUUUAGCCUCAUCAAACCAUAAUUAUAAAUGUUGGUAAGGAGGGUGAAGGCAUCUUCAUCCUGAGGGACCUAGAGUUGUCUAAGAGUUAGAAACCAUUUAGCAAAGAGGCCAGAAAAGGGCAAUCUGGUUUCAAGAGGACUUCUUUAAGCCUCAAUUUAGUAAAACACGUACUUGCUGCUAAGCGUGCAGGCCAGUUCGCUUAUUGUAAAGACAUGGCUCUGGUCAGGGGAAACUGUCGGCACAGAGGGAACUGCAGGGACAGUGCAGGCAACGCAAAGGGCAUGUCUUGACUCUUGUGCAGCUGUUCCUGUUUUGUGGAAAUGACCAGUACAGAGGAGAGGCUAAUGCCUCAGGCAUCAACUUUGGAAAAAGAGAAGAAUGAAAUUUCAAUCAUUGUUUUACCAGACAAAUUAACCUAUCUGGCUAGAUGGGGAAUAGCUGCCACCCUGUUUUUCCUCCCUGCUAGUGUUCUCUCCUCACAUUAGCUGGCAGGCCACCUAAAAUCAGCUCCAGCUAGUCAGAAGGCAUGAUGGGAAACCUAAUGUCGCUCACAGUGAAGCUCUUAGUCACCACAUCCAGGCUCCGCAUCCGCUCCCUCGGAGGAGACUCAAGGAAAAGAGACAAGGGACCAUGUCACUACAACAGAUAUGGGAUCAUUAUCCCCUUCCCCAAGCCAUUCUCUCUACUCCAGCCUCCUGCCUGGCCCCCACUUUCCUUCCUCCCCCAAUCCAAUCAAAAGAACAGAGGGUUGAAAGGAGUCCAAUGUGCAGAUUCUUAACAGUUUCUUUGUGAAUCUAGUUCUGGUUUUAACUCUUUUUUUUUUUUUUUUUUAAUUUCGAAACAAUGAACCAUUGCUUUGUGAAGCCAGAUACCAAUGUAACAGGUGGUUUCUGCCAGACUCCCACAUGGUUGGGAGACACUUGAACAUCACACAUGCACAUACACACUUUCAUCCUCAUGCACACACAGGCACACACAUACACUUCCUUAAGGGAUGGGGCUAGUGCUGGGGUUGAGCUCUGCACAAAUGAGGUUUUCCUCCCAGAGGGCUGAGCACUAUACAGAGAGACGUGGGGAGUGAAGCAGAGUAACCUCCUGUGGUAGAAUUUAGUGUCAUCUAACCCUAUUAUUACUGUGAUCUAAAUAUUAUUUAUCUGCAUUGAGAAAUACAACCACUUCUGCAAGCAGACUUCUCCCUCACGUGAUUUCCAGAGACUCCUCCAGAGAAGAUGCAGUAGUGAAGGCUCUUCAUCUCUCCAGUGUACUAGAAAAGCCUUUUGGUUGGUCUCUGGAAGGGAAUUAGAGAUUGCUAGCAGCAUAUAUUGAGCUGAGUUGAACAAAUCAAUUCAACACUGAAAGUGGAGUCAGAGUCGGGACUUCCACAGAAAUCCCCUCUCUCUCUACUGAAUUAAGACAAAGACUAGAUAAUUAAACAAAAGCUUGAAAUGUUACAUCACCCAAGUCAAAUAUUCUCCCUUCAGAUCACAUGCUGUCCUCCUCAUAGCUGUCCUCUCUCUGAGGGGACAUCCCAUGCACCCCACUUUCCAGAAUCUACUAGAUUUGAUCAAAUCUACUGAUUUGAUAAAAUCCUACUGUUUUGAAAGAAUUCCAGCAUGACAUUUAAUCUCCCAUAAAUCAGACAUUUCCUACAAAUUUGCCAUCUAAAAAUUACUUGUGUACUUCAUACAUAGGAAUGUUUCACCUAGGUCAUUAUCAAAGAAGUCUCUUGGUGGAAGAGGUUGUACGUCUUAAGGAAGGGUCAUUUCGAUGUUGAAGAAAUACAGAAAUGGACAGGAUGGUUCUUUUUUUCAGUUCGAGCCUGGAGAACUCUUGUUCUGAUGUUCAUGGAGCCCUCAAGCGUAUAAGCAGAGGGAUGAGGAAGAUGACAGUGAGCGGGCAACCAGCCUUGGCAUUGAGUAACAGCCAAGGCUGGCUGAAGGCUGCAGAUCUCAGACACUCUGCCGGAAGUCUCCCCUGAGCCUGUCACUGGGAGGGGAACAAGAAGGCUCCCUUCUAUAGAGUCAUAGGAAGAACAAAAGAGGAACAGGUCACUGAGUCCUGUUCCAAGCCUCCUCCCCCUAAGAUUUCCCAACAUGGAGAAAUGACAUCAAGGCUUAAAAGAAGAAGAAAAAAAAAAACUUGGGAAGGAGCGUUGACAGUUGUAAACAAACAACCUUGUGCAAAGGGCUCCUUCAUAAGGCCACUCCAGUGACUCAAAUGUUACGGGCACUUUUCCACUUGCACAUGUCACACCACCCACGCAUCAGAGCUGCAUCCCAUUCUCCCAAAUUCGUAAUCCACCUCUUGGUUUCUCAACAAGGUUAUGCACUACCCCAUAGCCACUUCCUGUCCCGCCCAGAAUAUGUGCUGUUCUCCCAGAGCUUCAUGGGAAUAAGGUCUAGAACCAAACAGGCCAUGGAUAUCAAAGGCAUAAACAAAUCUGGACACGUCCAUUACGGUAGUAGUCGAGAAAACCUGUGGAGAAACACAAGUUCGUUAAGAAAUAGGGUGGCAGGUCCCCAGCUGGUGACGCACUAGAAUGUCUAUUACUCUCAUAAUCUGCUUGUUUUAUUUUAAUACCCUAGAGCUGCCAAGCAGAACUUGGGUCCCCGUCAGAGGCUCCAGAAACAGCCCCUCCUCCCUUCUUUCCUCAUGUCCUCCUGCUCAGGCCCAACUUCAUGCCCCCAAACCAGUCUGUAUCAUGCUUGCCCUCAGCGCAAUGCAGAAAGAUGGACAGUCCUCCAUCGUCAUCCCACUGUCUGUCACCACUCCCACACCCUUGCACACCCCACACCUCCCUCUCCAGGCUCCACGACUUCAUGGUCUUACUGUUGUAAAUACUAUUGUACAGUUUGUAAUCAUCAAAUAAUCCCGUUGUCAAAGGCCUCGCCUGCUGCGCCUUCUCGCCCUCGAGAAAGGCCAGGGAAUCUAGAAGGGGUAACCUUUCGAGAGGAGCUUCAGGGUCAUCUCUGUGUGAGACGCUAUGUAUAUUCCUGUAAGAUUGCAUUUUUAUCUAAGGAAUGAUGUUAUUUAAAAAACAAAAAACAAACAAAAAAAAACAAAAACAAAAAACAAGAAUUGCAAAUAAAUUUCUUAACAAUGUCUA